Messenger RNA from Protobothrops mucrosquamatus (brown spotted pit viper), 2873 nucleotides. It is a transcript of the gene ENTPD2, whose product is annotated as ectonucleoside triphosphate diphosphohydrolase 2. Bases 1 to 1503 code for a protein of 500 amino acids. Gene Ontology annotation, biological process: nucleoside diphosphate catabolic process. The record is from RefSeq and is a predicted model, not a curated record. The transcript has 9 exons. Gene Ontology annotation, cellular component: plasma membrane. NCBI's taxonomy places the organism in Eukaryota, Metazoa, Chordata, Lepidosauria, Squamata, Viperidae. Gene Ontology annotation, molecular function: UDP phosphatase activity; GDP phosphatase activity.
AUGAGCCCCAAGCAGGCGGUGGUGGCGGCGCUGGGCGCGCUGUGCCUGGUGGCCGUGGCGGGACUCGUCCUGCUCUGCGUGCCCACCAAGGACGUGCUGGACCCGCCCGCCUUCAAGUAUGGGAUAGUGCUGGACGCAGGGUCUUCCCACACGGCCAUGUUUGUCUACAAAUGGCCGUCGGACAAGGAGAACGAGACCGGGAUUGUCAGCCAGCACAGCGACUGCCACGUGAAGGGGGAAGGCAUCUCAAAGUACUCCACGAACCCACCGGCAGCCGGGGAAAGCUUGAUAGCCUGCCUUGACCAGGCCCUGGAGGACGUCCCGAAGGCGAGGCACGCCAUCACGCCCCUCUACCUGGGCGCCACGGCUGGCAUGCGGCUGCUGAACAUUUCUAACCCCCAGGCUUCAGGCAGCGUCCUUGAAGCGGUGACCUCCACAUUGAAGAAAUACCCCUUUGACUUCCGGGGAGCCAGGAUUCUGAGUGGGGAGGAUGAAGGUUUAUUCGGGUGGGUCACCGCUAACUACCUCCUGGAGAACUUCGUAAAGUACGGGUGGAUCGGGCAGUGGAUCCGUCCCAAGAAGACCACGGUGGGGGCCAUGGACCUGGGCGGCGCCUCCACCCAGAUCACCUUCGAGACCACGGGGGCCAUCGAGAGCCCCGCCAACGAGGUGACACUGAAGCUGUACGGGCAACGCUACAAAGUCUACACGCACAGCUACCUCUGCUACGGCAUGAAUGAGGUCCUCAACAGGCUGAUCUCCAAGGUGCUGAAGGCUAAAGCUUACGCCCUCCGACUGGAGAACCCCUGCUGGCCACAGGGAUUCAAACACAGUUUCCCCAUGGAAAGCAUCUAUGGGUCGCCCUGCGCCAGCACCGAGAAGCCCCUCAACUACUUCCCCACGGCCACGGUGAACAUGAGCGGCUCCGGGGACCCUGCCCAGUGCAUGGCGCACGCAGAGAGCCUCUUCCGGUUCACCGGCUGCACGUAUUCCAGCUGCUCCUUUGACGGGGUCUUCCAGCCCCCCGUGGAGGGAAACUUUAUCGCCUUCUCUGCAUUUUUCUACACGGUGGAUUUCCUCCGGUCAGUGAUGAAAAGGCAGGUAGCCACACCGAAUGACCUCAAAGAUGCUACGGAAGCCCUCUGCAGCACGCCCUGGAGUGAGCUGCUCAAGAAGGCACCGAAGCUGGAGCUCCAUUUGCAGAACUACUGCUCGAUGGCCACCUUCGUCUCCCUGCUCCUCAGCCGGGGCUACUCCUUCGGCAACACCACCUUCCCCAGCGUAUCUUUCCAGAAGAAGGCCGGGGACACGACCAUCGGCUGGGCUCUGGGCUACAUGCUGAACCUCACCAACAUGAUCCCGGCGGAGGAGGCCGGCUUCCGGAAGGGCACCAGCUUCGGCCCCUGGGUGGGCCUCAUCUUCCUCUUUGUCGCCAUCCUCCUGGGCAGCUUAAUCAGCCUUUUCUGCCUGCUGAAGGCCUCCAAGGGGCACGGGGGCGUCUAGCCCCUGUGGGAGCCCUGACCUCGUCUGGGGCAUAGGAUACUAGUUCUCUUCGGUCCCGCCUUCUCUGGCCUCGCGCACCGGGAACGCCAGCGCUUUGCCAAAACUCAGGAAAGAAGAAAUUGGCAGCCCACCCCGUUUCCUGCCUCCUUUUUCCUUCCCGGAGGUGCCACCGUGAGGGCCCCACCUUCAAGGAAAAGGUGCUGCCAUGGGCAAGGGAAGCAUCUGGAGACCUCCAGGCCUUCCAUUCUUCCUGCUCAAUCAAUCAAUCAAUCAAGGGCCCAUCCUAAACUCUUGACCCAGCAAGACGCCGCCUCCACCCCAGGGCAAACAACCCUGGGAGGAAAUAUCCUCAUGCAUCUCUGUAACUAUGGACGUCAGAAGGUGUGACCAUCCCCGGGAUCUUACUGCCUCCUCUCAGCAGACACCAGCCGCCUUCAAAAACUGAGGUCCUCAAAAAGCAAAUGGGUUUGUCCAAAAAGUGUACUACGGAAACUUUAAUUGGGCCCAAUUCCCACUGGACUCAAGUCCUUCACUGGGGGGUGGGGGGGCUCCCAUCACUUAGCCAAAUUGGUCCAGAUGAGCUUAAGACUUUGUGGAGAGCUCUUUGAGGCAGCCACGAGGAUGUCUGAGUGUGACCCACAAGGGCGGGAAUUAUAGAAACUAAUUGUUAUUGUUUGUAAAUAAAAACCCAGAUAACAUGCUGUUUACCAAAUAUUAAGGUGAUUGUUAAAAAAAUUAAUAAAAUAUAUUUAAAAAAAUAUACCUAAAUACUGUCAGGCGCAAUAAUUAAAUUCAGUGGAGAGAUGCCCAAGUUAGACAGUUCCUGCAUAAUCUUUGGGGCACAGAGGCUGCAAAACUGAAAUGGCCUAUUCUUUUACCUAGGAAUAAAUCACCCAGUAGCGAGUAAAAGGUUGCCCUGGUGACAGCUGUUUCCUGCCCCACCCCACUUAUGGAAUGUCCACACGUGUGUGAAUUUGGGUAACUGUUUUUAUUUUAAUGGCAGAUCGUUGUGUAAUAUAAAAAGCUACACUGUCCAGGAUUUGGGAUUAUUUUUUUUGUAUUCUUUACCUUGACAGUGCAACAGUAUUAAAUUCUCCCAUAGUUGGCUUCUGCAAAAAGAAAUAUUUUCUGGGUAGGCAGAAAAAUGCCUCUAGCACUGCAAACCGGGGAGAUAGGAAAGACGGGGAUGUGACGGGAAGGGUAGAAUUCUUAAAGAAAACGAAGUUGGGAGGUUACUGCUGUUGGCACCCUGUUCCCCACCUCCUGUUUUUCCCGUUUUGAUACUCAGUUCCUACCAGCGUGUAUUUCCUUGUGCUUUUAUACGUCUGGCCCUUGUCUGGCCCUUGACUGUAUUCGGCCUGUUUUCCGUG